AUUACUCUGUUGCACCACAGACCAUGCAGUUGAUGCGCAACAUGGUAGCUGCGGGUGAGGUGGAUGCCUUGGUACCUGAGCGCGUGUGGCAAGAAUUGGCCAAGGGGUUGAUGGAACAAAAGCCAUCGCGUAUGUUUGAGGUAUUAAGAGGCUGCGGUGCAUUGCAAAAACUGCUGCCUGAGGUGGCUGCCCUGUGGGGCGUACCACAGCGUGCCGACUACCACCCUGAGGUGGAUACGGGGGUGCAUUUGAUGUUGGUGCUGGAUGUGGCAGCCCAGUUGCAAACCCUCUUACCUGUGCGUUUUGCCUGUCUGAUGCACGACCUGGGUAAGGCCACCACGCCAAUCGAUAUACUGCCGCGUCACUUGGGGCAUGAGGGCCGCAGUGCCGCAUUAGCCCAG
This is a messenger RNA of Darwinula stevensoni, 401 nucleotides long. The record is from the annotation of a GenBank genome assembly. NCBI's taxonomy places the organism in Eukaryota, Metazoa, Arthropoda, Ostracoda, Podocopida, Darwinulidae.